Molecule: messenger RNA, 5937 nt
Organism: Xenopus tropicalis (tropical clawed frog)
Lineage: Eukaryota; Metazoa; Chordata; Amphibia; Anura; Pipidae
Gene: kcnma1
Product: potassium calcium-activated channel subfamily M alpha 1
Exons: 32
Coding region: 1064-5068 (1334 amino acids)
Biological process (GO): potassium ion transport; monoatomic ion transmembrane transport; monoatomic ion transport
Cellular component (GO): plasma membrane; membrane
Molecular function (GO): monoatomic ion channel activity
Source: RefSeq, a predicted model, not a curated record
UCUCUUCCUUCCCACCCUCGCCUCAGCUGUCAAUGAAACGCACUGCCAAUCCAACAGCCUUGGGCAGAAUAACAGACGGGCUGGAGGCUUUCCAUUAAAGUACUUCCUAGCAAUAUGUGUGCAAUGACUCCUCCUUGUUACCUGUAAUGUUCCCCUUGCGCCUCCUUCACCCCCACCUCGGUUUCCCGUAGUGUCCUGCCUAUUGAUGCCUAGCACAGCGAUGUGACAGUGGCAACAGCUCUGGUGGAGGAGGAGGAGGAGGAGAGAAGGGAACGAUCAGCUGGGAGGAUUAUAGCCCUGAACAGACGAAGGAGAACGAGUGAAAGGAGGGGAGGGGAGACUAACCAGCAGGCUGGCAGGCAGCGUGGAAAGGAGACAAACAUAGCACAGGGUCUUGCUGGACGAAUAAAGCUGUGGCAUUGUGCAGGAGGAAGGAAAUCUAUGGACAAGCGAUUGCUCUCCCUGAACACGAUCUGAUAGGAAGAGCUGCAAGGACAGCGAAUAGGCACAGCACAGAUAGAGGGGAAGGAACAGCUCCAUAAUCUGAACGGGGAUCGACUAGUCACACGUCUGCAUUCAGCAAACAGGUGCCGGGAAGCCCUUAGCUUAAUUGACCGCAGCCACUAACAUUAUUACUCACAGGAGGGCACAUUGUAGGCAAAGCCAAAGCUGCCAGGCAGUAAAAGGGAUUUCGUCUAUUUUUCUUCACACUGCCUAUACAAUUAGGUCAAACAAACGAGCUUCCAGGGACGAGCAGAAGGGAGAAAUGAAGGACUAUCUAGCUGGGUUUCGCGUUUGCAAUUAAGGGAACGUAUGGCAGUGCUGUGACAGUAUUGGAUAUGGAUUGCCCGGCUUGGUGGCUCUGGGAAUGAAGAUACAGCCCAGUUCCAGCGAAGAAAAGCAAGGACAUUAUUGUUUAUGAGGGAGGGGGCAGCGAAAAAGGGACCCCCAGAAUCUGUUUGACCUGCUUCCUUCCCCCUCUCCUUUGCAGUAUGGCUGGUGUAAGAAUUUGGGGCUUGAGAAAUCAGCGGCUUUCAGGGUACCCUGAGUCUUCCUGUUAGCAAUGGCAACCUGGAACGCGUCUCAAAGCAUCUUUAAUAGCAUGAGCAACAUCAUUGAGAACCCACACUCCAAAUCUCACCCCGUGAUGGCGUCCAAUGGGGAGUCCUUAUUUAUUCCAGUCACUAUGGAGGUGCCUUGUGACAACCAGGGGACACGUAUGUGGUGGGCAUUCCUGGCCUCUUCUAUGGUGACGUUUUUCGGAGGUCUUUUCAUUAUCCUAGUGUGGAGGACCUUCAAAUACCUGUGGACUGUAUGUUGUCACUGUGGGGGCAAAAACAAGGAUGCACAGAAAGUUGUAAAUGCAGCAAGCAGCCAGGUCACGGAUGGGGACUACAAGCAAACUGAUGAUAAAGAAGAAACAGCAGCACCAGGAGUGGUAGAAGUUGGCUGGAUGACAUCAGUUAAAGACUGGGCAGGGGUUAUGAUUUCUGCCCAGACCCUGACAGGUCGAGUGUUGGUUGUGACAGUCUUUGCUCUGAGCAUUGGAGCACUAAUGAUAUACUUUAUCGACUCAUCAAACCCUAUUGAAACUUGUCAAAACUUUUACAAGGACUUCACUCUUCAAAUAGACAUGGCCUUCAACAUCUUCUUUCUGCUAUAUUUUGGCUUACGGUUUAUAGCUGCCAAUGACAAGCUUUGGUUUUGGCUGGAAGUGAAUUCAGUGGUGGAUUUCUUCACAGUACCUCCUGUGUUUGUGUCAGUUUAUUUAAACAGGAGUUGGCUUGGGCUGAGGUUCCUCCGUGCUUUACGGCUGAUACAGUUUUCAGAAAUCCUGCAAUUUUUAAAUAUUUUAAAAACAAGUAAUUCCAUUAAGCUGGUGAACCUGUGCUCCAUAUUUAUCAGUACUUGGCUGACAGCUGCUGGCUUCAUCCAUUUGGUGGAGAACUCAGGAGAUCCUUGGAGAAAUUUUGAAAACUCCCAGGACCUUUCUUACUGGGAAUGUGUGUACCUGCUCAUGGUUACUAUGUCCACAGUGGGAUAUGGAGAUGUUUAUGCAAAAACAACCCUUGGUCGUCUCUUCAUGGUCUUCUUCAUUCUUGGCGGUUUGGCCAUGUUUGCCAGCUACGUCCCCGAAAUCAUAGAGUUAAUAGGAAACCGAAAGAAAUAUGGUGGUUCAUAUAGUGCAGUUAGUGGACGGAAGCAUAUUGUGGUGUGUGGUCACAUAACUUUAGAAAGCGUGUCCAACUUCUUGAAAGACUUUCUGCACAAGGACCGAGAUGACGUGAAUGUGGAGAUCGUAUUUUUGCACAACAUCUCUCCAAAUUUGGAGUUGGAAGCUUUAUUCAAGAGACACUUUACUCAGGUAGAAUUUUACCAGGGAUCUGUUCUCAAUCCACAUGACCUGGCAAGAGUUAAGAUUGAGUCUGCAGAUGCCUGUCUGAUCCUUGCUAACAAGUACUGUGCUGACCCUGAUGCUGAGGAUGCAUCUAACAUUAUGAGAGUCAUCUCCAUUAAAAAUUAUCACCCUAAGAUAAGGAUCAUCACUCAGAUGUUGCAGUACCACAAUAAGGCUCACCUACUAAAUAUACCUAGCUGGAAUUGGAAAGAAGGAGAUGAUGCCAUCUGUCUUGCUGAGCUGAAACUUGGGUUUAUUGCUCAAAGUUGCUUAGCUCAAGGUCUAUCAACCAUGCUAGCAAACCUCUUUUCCAUGCGUUCCUUUAUCAAGAUCGAGGAAGACACGUGGCAAAAGUAUUAUCUGGAAGGAGUGUCCAAUGAAAUGUAUACAGAAUAUUUAUCCAGUGCUUUUGUGGGCCUAUCAUUCCCUGCGGUUUGUGAGUUGUGCUUUGUGAAGUUGAAGCUACUAAUGAUAGCUAUCGAGUUCAAGUCAGAGAAAGGAGAGAGCAGAAGCAGAAAGCGGAUCAUAAUAAAUCCGGGUAACCAUGUGAAAAUAAAAGAAGGUACCCUGGGAUUUUUUAUUGCCAGUGAUGCCAAAGAAGUAAAACGGGCCUUUUUUUACUGUAAAGCAUGCCACGAUGACAUCACAGACCCAAAGAGGAUAAAGAAAUGCGCCUGCAAGCGACCUACAAGGGAAGAAAAUAGAUUAAGUAUCCACAGGCUUUCUAUUCAUCCCCAGACAGCCAAAGCUAGCUAUUCUGUGGCCAGUUCCAAACUCUGCACAGAACAGCAGGAGCCUGUGCCUCUUGUUAAUAACCGCAAAGGAAGCCUGUUCUUGCCAUGUGAUUCCUCUCUCCUGCACCUGCAGUUACUGGGUUCCUCUGGCACUGAACACCGUACCAGUAUUAAAUUGCAGCGUGCACUGAGCUUGCCAGGCAAAUACCGCUACCACCCCAAUCAGCCAGUACUCAUCCAAAAGCAGUUUGAAGAUGAGCAACCAUCAGCCUUGUCACCAAAAAAAAAGCAACGAAAUGGAGGAAUGAGGCAAUCUCCAAACUCUUCACCUAACAUGAUGAGGCAUGAUCCCCUUCUUAUGACUGGAAAUGAUCAAAUUGAUAAUAUGGAUUCUAGCAGUGUUAAAAGAUAUGAUUCUACUGGUAUGUUCCACUGGUGUCCAGCCAAGGAAUUGGAUAAAGUGCUUCUGACACGGAGUGAAGCUGCCAUGACAGUCCUCAGUGGGCAUGUGGUUGUCUGCAUUUUUGGAGACAUGACAUCGGCACUGAUUGGAGUUCGGAAUUUGGUGAUGCCACUGAGAGCCAGCAAUUUUCAUUACCAUGAGUUGAAACAUAUAGUCUUUGUUGGGUCCCUUGAUUACCUUAAAAGAGAAUGGGAAACACUACACAACUUCCCAAAGGUUUCCAUCUUGCCUGGCACACCAUUAAGUCGAGCAGAUCUGAGAGCUGUCAACAUUAACCUGUGUGACAUGUGCGUUAUUCUGUCAGCCAAUCAGAAUAAUAUUGAUGAUACAUCACUGCAGGACAAAGAAUGCAUUUUGGCAUCUCUCAACAUCAAAUCCAUGCAGUUUGAUGACAGCAUAGGGCUCUUGCAAGCUAACUCUCAAGGGUUUACGCCCCCAGGAAUGGAGAGAUCCUCACCUGAUAAUAGCCCAGUGCAUGGUGUUGCAAGACAGGCAUCCAUAACUACAGGGGCCAACAUUCCCAUAAUUACAGAACUUGCUAAGCCUGGCAAACUGCUGCCUUUGAUUUCAUUCAGUCAGGAAAAAAACAGUGGGACACACAUACCAAUUAUUACAGAGUUGGUGAACGACUCAAAUGUUCAGUUCUUGGACCAGGAUGAUGAUGAUGACCCAGAUACAGAGUUAUACUUGACUCAGCCCUUCGCCUGUGGGACCGCCUUUGCUGUCAGUGUGUUAGACUCCCUUAUGAGUGCAACAUACUUCAAUGAUAACAUUCUGACUCUAAUCAGAACUCUGGUGACUGGGGGAGCAACACCAGAGCUGGAAGCCCUCAUUGCAGAAGAGAACGCUCUGCGUGGGGGUUAUAGCACCCCACAAACUCUAGCAAACAGAGACCGCUGUCGAGUAGCCCAAUUAGCCUUGUAUGAUGGACCAUUUGCAGAUUUGGGGGAUGGUGGCUGUUAUGGAGACCUUUACUGCAAAGCAUUAAAAACUUACAACAUGCUGUGCUUUGGUAUAUACCGACUCCGAGAUGCCCACCUCAGCACACCCAGCCAGUGUACCAAAAGGUACGUUAUCACCAACCCUCCAUAUGAGUUUGAACUGGUUCCCACAGAUCUCAUCUUUUGCCUGAUGCAGUUCGACCAUAAUGCCAGCCAGUCCCGAGCUAGCCUGUCUCACUCUUCACACUCCUCGCACUCAUCUAGCAAAAAAAGUUCAUCUGUUACCUCCAUUCUACACACAGCCUCAGCCAACCGUCAGAACAGAGUCAAGGCUCGAGAUUCCCGUGACAAACAAAAGACGAAUAGAAUGGGCCAAGCAGAAAAGAAAUGGUAUACAGAUGAAACGGAAAACACUUAUCCCAGAAACAUUCAGAUUAAGCCAAUGAGCACACAUAUGGCAAAUCAGAUUAAUCAAUACAAAUCAACAAGCAGCUUGAUACCGCCAAUACGAGAGGUCGAAGAUGAAUGUUGAUUGCAAACCAGAACUUUUUUUUAAGGAAAAAAAACAUAAAGCUUGAAAACUUAUCCAGACCUCUAAGAGGAUGCAUCACUGAAAACAUUAAACUGAACAUGCACCAGGAAACUGAACAGUUGAUAUCACUCACUAGACCUGUCUGUUGCAGAAUUUUGUAUGUUAUUUGGAUACACAAAGCAAAGACUGCAAGAAGGAAAUGUAAAAUAUUUAAUUUAUAAAUGGACAGCAUCUAUAUAGUCAUGUAUAGCCUCUAGUGUUUUAAAUUAUUUUUAUUCAUUAGAAGAAAACAAAUAUACAAAUAUAUAUAUUUUUUGUUCCAUCUUUGCCCAAAAAAAGGUUCAAAAGCCACUGCUAUGGGAGUGUUAUAAAUGAAUUAAUUCACUUUUGUGUCAAAGUGUUAAUUACUAUAAUAGACCACUUGUUGUUUCCCUGCCAGGACACCCUGGAGAUAUUAUCACCUAAAAGUCUACAGAUUUAAAACCUGGCAGGUCUCAUAAAAGGUUGGACAAACUCAUUGUCUUGAAUAUUUUAUGAUGCAGACUAUCAUAUGAGAGCUAAAUUACCUAACAAAACCACCUUUUCUAUUGCUUCAUUAUCACUAACUGAUCAAUAUCAACUGAGCAUUGUGAAUUUGUGUCAUAUUCUGAGAUUUUGGGUCAAAGCUUUUUCUGUAAAAGAUGUCAACAAAACAUUCCAGUAGCCUCAUGUGAAUGGUUUGAUCAGUCCUCGGUUAUGUGCUCAGUAAGUUGCACAGGGUAAAUAUCCUAGACCAGUGCCAUGCAGCUUUUACAGUAAUGGGAUCAUCAUUUCUCAUACCACAUGUUCAAGGGCCUUAUUAUAUUAAAACAAUGAUGUCAUACAAAGGA